Molecule: messenger RNA, 4903 nt
Organism: Rhinolophus ferrumequinum (greater horseshoe bat)
Lineage: Eukaryota; Metazoa; Chordata; Mammalia; Chiroptera; Rhinolophidae
Gene: JADE1
Product: jade family PHD finger 1
Exons: 11
Coding region: 202-2712 (836 amino acids)
Biological process (GO): regulation of transcription by RNA polymerase II
Cellular component (GO): histone acetyltransferase complex
Source: RefSeq, a predicted model, not a curated record
GCCAAACGCCCGUCCGAGAGUGCCUCCCUGCGCGAGUGCCGAGUGUGUGUGCGCCGGCGAACGCAGGGGCCCGCCCGGCUCCCCGCCCGCCCGCCCGCCCUCCGCGGCCCGAACUCAUGCGGCACCGAGCGAGCGGCGCGGAGCCCAGCGCCUCGGCCGAACCCCUCCGCAGCAGGCUGCCUGCUGUUUCCCGGGGAGAUCAUGAAACGAGGUCGCCUUCCCAGCAGCAGUGAGGAGUCUGACGACAACGGCAGCCUGUCGACGACGUGGUCACAGAAUUCCCGAUCCCAGCACAGGAGAAGUUCCUGCUCCAGACAUGAAGAUCGGAAGCCUUCGGAGGUGUUUAGGACGGACCUGAUUACUGCCAUGAAGUUGCAUGACUCCUACCAGCUGAACCCAGAUGAGUACUACGUGUUGGCAGAUCCCUGGAGACAGGAGUGGGAGAAGGGGGUCCAGGUGCCAGUGAGCCCGGGGACCAUCCCUCAGCCUGUGGCCAGGGUCGUGUCUGAAGAGAAAUCCCUCAUGUUCAUCAGGCCCAAGAAAUACAUCGUCUCCUCGGGCUCCGAGCCUCCAGAGCUGGGCUAUGUGGACAUCCGGACGCUGGCCGACAGCGUGUGUCGUUACGACCUCAACGACAUGGACACUGCGUGGCUGGAGCUGACCAACGAGGAGUUUAAGGAGAUGGGAAUGCCUGAGCUGGACGAGUACACCAUGGAGCGCGUCCUGGAGGAGUUCGAGCAGCGAUGCUAUGACAACAUGAACCACGCCAUCGAGACGGAAGAGGGCCUGGGCAUUGAGUAUGAUGAGGACGUCGUGUGCGACGUCUGCCAGUCGCCUGACGGUGAGGACGGCAAUGAGAUGGUGUUCUGUGACAAAUGCAACAUCUGCGUGCAUCAGGCUUGUUACGGAAUCCUCAAGGUCCCAGAGGGCAGCUGGCUGUGCCGGACGUGUGCCCUGGGGGUUCAGCCAAAGUGUUUGCUGUGUCCCAAGAAAGGCGGAGCCAUGAAGCCCACACGCAGUGGGACCAAGUGGGUCCAUGUCAGCUGUGCUCUGUGGAUCCCCGAGGUGAGCAUUGGCAGCCCGGAGAAGAUGGAGCCCAUCACAAAGGUGUCCCACAUUCCCAGCAGUCGCUGGGCGCUGGUGUGCAGCCUCUGCAACGAGAAGUUUGGGGCCUCUAUCCAGUGCUCUGUGAAGAACUGCCGCACAGCCUUCCACGUGACCUGUGCUUUCGACCGGGGCCUGGAGAUGAAGACCAUCUUGGCGGAGAAUGACGAAGUCAAGUUCAAGUCCUACUGCCCGAAGCACAGCUCCCACAGGAAACCUGAGGAGAGCCUCGGGGAGGGGGCUGCUCAGGAGAACGGGGCCCCUGAGGGCUCCCCCCGGGAUCCACUGGAGCCCUUUGCCAGCCUCGAGCAGAAUCAGGAGGAGGCGCACCGGGUGAGCGUCCGGAAGCAGAAGCUGCAGCAGCUGGAGGACGAGUUCUACACAUUCGUCAACCUGCUGGACGUGGCCAGGGCCCUGCGGCUGCCCGAGGAGGUGGUCGACUUCCUGUACCAGUACUGGAAGCUGAAGAGGAAGGUCAACUUCAACAAGCCCCUCAUCACUCCAAAGAAAGACGAAGAGGACAAUCUGGCGAAGCGGGAGCAGGAUGUCUUGUUUAGGAGGCUGCGGCUGUUCACACACCUGCGGCAGGACCUGGAGAGGGUUCGGAACCUCACUUACAUGGUGACCCGCAGGGAAAAGAUUAAGCGAUCUGUGUGCAAAAUCCAGGAACAGAUAUUCAAUCUUUACACUAAGCUCUUGGAGCAAGAAAGAGUUUCAGGUGUGCCUUCUUCUUCCUGCACCUCCUCCUCACUGGGAAGCAUGCUUCUGUUCAACAGUCCUUCCGUGGGUCCUGACGCCCCCAAGAUAGAGGACUUGAAGUGGCAUUCUGCGUUCUUCAGGAAGCAAAUGGGUACUUCCUUGGUUCAUUCGCUGAAAAAGCCCCAUAAGCGAGAUCCGUUGCAGAAUAGCACUGGGAGUGAAGGCAAAACCCUGCUGAAGCAACCAGAUCUCUGUGGGAGAAGGGAGGGGAUGGGGGUCCCCGAAAGCUUUUUGAGUUUUGAAAAGACCUUUGCAGAAGCACGUCUCAUGUCAGCCCAACAGAAAAAUGGUGUGAUGACGCCAGACCCCGGGAACAGGAGAGACCCUCGUUUUCAUUGUGAUCUCAGUAAGGGAGACGUGAAGGACCGAACUUUCAAACAGAGUCACAAGCCUCUCAGGUCCACAGACGUGUCCCAGAGGCAUGUGGACAACGGCCGAGCUGCCGCUUCGCCGGGCGCACGGAAGGAGACGGUGCCCAAGUGCAGCGGGCCCCUAAUCAAAGUGAACUAUAACCAGACUGCAAUCAAAGUGCCUACAACACCUGCCAGCCCCGUGAAAAACUGGGGAGGAUUCCGGAUUCCAAAGAAGGGGGACCGGCAGCAGCAGGGCGAGGUCCGGGGGGGUGCCUGCCACCAGCACUCAGACUACCCCUAUUUGGGCUUAGGCCGAGUUCCAGCCAAGGAGAGGGCAAAAAGCAAGUUAAAAUCUGACAACGAGAAUGACGGGUAUGUCCCCGAUGUAGAAAUGAGUGACUCAGAGAGUGAGGCGUCCGAAAAGAAAUGUAUACAUGCCAGCAGCACUAUCAACAGGAGGACAGACAUCAUCAGGAGAAGCAUUUUGGCCUCUUGAUGAAACGGAGAUGGUGUGGACGCUCGGCGGGCUUGUCCCCGAGGGGCAGACGGGAGCUCUGACACGGGGAGGGGGCAAGCAGAAACCAGCGCCCCCCGAGCCACACAGACGCGUUGACUCGCAAUUCAGAUGGAAUUGUUUUUUUCAGAGUCAUUUAUAAAUCGUGAGAAGUGUGUGUUAUUUGCAACUUGUUGAGGAAACACAAGAGUAGAUUGUAACCGUAAGACACUGCUAAGACUAGAAGCUGAAUUAAACACUAAAAUAAGAAUGAAUGGAGUUUUUUAAAGAGGGCGAGGCUAAAAUAAGCCUCAUGAGUUUUUAUUGCCCUCUGUAUUCUUCCCAAAGCACAAACUCUUGGUUACCUGAAUAUAUGGAUUCAGAUAUGGUUCUUGAGAAACCCUCAUGUACCAUUUAAUAGCCCAGAAACCUUAUUUUCUCGGACUGUGGUAGAACUUGAAAUCAUGCAGCUACUUUGGCCCACAGGCUGUUUUUGUUGCAUUACAGUGCUUAGGCAGCGGCUCUGAAGCUUCAGGAACUCUAGGGGACUCGUGUAAAUAGAGCAGGUGGGAAAGAGAGGAUUUUGGAAAAGGUCAUUAGAGAUCUGAAGGGCCAGGAGAGCUGCCGCAGCUUGGGGAUAUAGGGUGAAGCUGGAAGCCCAGAGUGCGUUGUGGAGCCUAGGACUGGCGGAGAGGGAAGCCAUGAGAAAGGUCUGUCUGUGAGAAGGGCAGUUGAGACCCCAUUUUUACCAGCCUUCCUGACCUCCCCUCCUCCCCAGCCGCUGCCUUUUGGGCCAGCUUGGGAUGUCCCUGGCCUUGGGCAAUACCUGGCCAUCUGGCUUCCAACAAUACAACAGUUAGUCAAGUUCAAGCGAUGAACUUCCACACUCUGGUGAAGCCUAUUUCCCAGAGCCAACCACUAGUGCAUGUAUCAGGGAACCCGGGCUUCCAACAUGGACGGAUUCCUUAAGGAAACGGAAAAAAAAAAAAAAAAAAAAGUUAUAUUUUAAAAACAAUAUAAAGGCAAUAAGUUGCGAUAACCUCUUACCAUUGACCAAGUUUAUACAGGAAAAAGAUUGAAGUGUAAUAGGUUUUCUCGAGUCGGAGUUCUAGGCUCUAAUUCGUAACUUGGACUUUCUAAUUGCAAAUGGCAAUAACUAGUAAGUUAUCAGCAAUAAUAAAUUUAGCAUUAAAUUUGAGUACAAUGUUCUGUUUUGCACUCACUGCAGUGCGUAUGUAUUAAGACAGUGGAUAGUGUUAAGGUCUGUUCAUUUUCUUUGGAAUUCAAUGUAGUUGUGACACUUAAGAAAAGUUUAAAUAGCAAUGAGAUUUAGAAUUAUGGGCACGUGGAACAAGCCCAACUCCCCCUAAAUUACCCGUUAGUUUGUGAGUAUCAGUAUUCAGCUUCCUGAUUCAUUUCUACAUCCGUGUCCAUGUGGCAGGGACAUUCUGAUACUUAAUGAAUGAUGCUUUGAGUUCUGUAGUUAACUUCCAAGUCUUCCAGAUGAUUGUCAACAACAGCAAAGGCUUAUUGAAUCCCAUCUUGCUAUGCAAGUUUUAUCAGAUGAUCAAAUAGUAGAUCUGAUCCAUCCCCAUUGUAUGUAUGACAUUUUCAAACCGAGUCUUAACUUUUUGAAUACAUUUUAGUAGCUAAUUCAGGGGAGGGGAAAGGAUGACCCAGGUUUUUAGAUUGACUAUUUUUGAGCUCUGGGGCUCAUUUUGAAAGACUGCUGUCCAGAUAAGCUGUUGCUCCACAUAUUAGAAGUUUCUUACGAAUCCAAGUUGUACAUUCACUCAUAGCCUAAUUUAAAAGUCAGACUGUUUGCAUAUGAGCAGAAACCUUCUGCUGAAUACAGAAGAAGGUGGACUCUAUCUACAGUUAUCUUUUGACUACAGCAACAGCUCUGGGUGAGAGUAGAAUAUAGAGAGAGAUAAUUUGUCAAGCCAUAGAAAGAAAAUCUAAAUUCUAGUAAGUAUAUGACCUCUCACCAUUUCAAGAGGUACCAGAUUCAUUUGCACUAUUAGGAAUGCUAGUUUUGUGCAAAAAUAAUGCCUUACCUGUUUUUCCCCCACAUUUAGGUUGAAAAGCUUUCAAACGUUCCAAGUUAUGCUGAACCAAAAAACAAAACAAAACAAAAAAAUAUAUAAAGAAACCCCACACAAAAACAAAACACACAAAAAUGAAAAGCCCACAC